Molecule: messenger RNA, 5943 nt
Organism: Quercus lobata
Lineage: Eukaryota; Viridiplantae; Streptophyta; Magnoliopsida; Fagales; Fagaceae
Product: SEC7-like guanine nucleotide exchange family protein
Exons: 11
Coding region: 262-5595 (1777 amino acids)
Biological process (GO): regulation of ARF protein signal transduction
Cellular component (GO): trans-Golgi network; cytosol
Molecular function (GO): guanyl-nucleotide exchange factor activity
Source: RefSeq, a predicted model, not a curated record
AAAAAAGAAAAAAAUAAUACCAAACUCGAUCUAAAUCUCAAACCCCCUCUCGAUGCAAAGCUAAGUUCACUCUAUCUCUCCAUGAGACUCUCUGAUUCACUCAUAACCGGGGAGCCCAAACUCGCCGUCGACUCAUUGAGUCAACUCGCCACCGUUACUCACAUAGCGAAAAAGAACAAAGAAGAAAAUUUAGAAAACACUCAUUUCCUAAUUCAGCAACAGAUCUGACUCGCUGAGCCGGCUCUUAUCUUCAACUCGGGAAUGGCUUCUUCGGAAGCCGAUUCCCGGCUAAGCCAGGUGAUAUCUCCGGCGCUCGAGAAGAUCGUCAAAAACGCUUCGUGGCGUAAACAUUCCAAGCUAGCUCACGAGUGCAAAUCCGUUAUCGAAAAGCUCAAACUACCUCCCAAGGAGCAAGAAGAACCAACCGGACCCGAACCCGAACCCGAAUCCGAGUCCGAUUCGUCUGGCCCGGGUCCGCUCCACGACGGCGGUCCAAUCGAGUACUCCCUCGCCGAUUCCGAGUCGAUCCUCAGUCCACUCAUCAGCGCCGCCAAUUCCGGCUUUCUCAAAAUCGCUGAUCCCGCCGCGGAUUGUAUCCAGAAAUUGAUUGCCCACGGUUAUCUCCGCGGCGAGGCGGACCCGACCGGCGGCGAUGAGGCGAAGCUGCUGUCGAAUCUGAUCGAGUCCGUGUGCAAAUGCCACAGUUUAGGCGAUGAUCAGAUGGAGUUGUUGGUUCUCAAGACGCUGUUGUCGGCAGUGACCUCGAUCUCGCUGCGAAUCCAUGGGGAUUGCUUGCUUCAGAUCGUGAGGACGUGUUACGAUAUCUACCUCGGGAGCAAGAACGUGGUGAAUCAGACGACGGCGAAGGCGUCGUUGAUUCAAAUGUUGGUCAUCGUUUUCCGGAGAAUGGAGGCGGACUCGUCGACCGUGCCUAUUCAGCCUAUUGUGGUGGCGGAGUUGAUGGAACCGGUGGAGAAAUCCGAUGCGGACGGUUCUAUGACAAUGUUCGUGCAAGGGUUUAUAACGAAGAUAAUGACGGACUUUGACGGAGUUUUUCAUCCGGCUACGCCUGGGAAGUUAUCGUUGGGCGGUCACGACGGUGCAUUCGAGACUAGGACGGUUGAGACGACGAAUCCAGCGGAUUUGUUGGAUUCUACGGAUAAGGAUAUGUUGGAUGCGAAGUAUUGGGAGAUUAGCAUGUAUAAGACGGCUUUGGAGGAUCGGAAAGGUGAAUUGGCGGAUGGGGAGGGAGAGAGGGAUGAAGACUUGGAGGUUCAGAUUGGGAAUAAGCUUCGAAGGGAUGCAUUUUUGGUGUUCCGGGCGCUUUGCAAGUUGUCGAUGAAGACACCUCCAAAGGAGGCGCUGGCUGAUCCACAGUUGAUGAAGGGGAAGAUUGUGGCUUUGGAGUUGUUGAAGAUUUUGUUGGAGAAUGCUGGUGCUGUGUUUAGGACUAGUGAGAGGUUUUUAGGUGCCAUUAAGCAAUACUUGUGUCUAUCAUUGUUGAAGAACAGUGCUUCAACGCUUAUGAUUGUUUUCCAACUUUCUUGCUCCAUUUUCAUAAGUCUGGUGUCAAGAUUUAGAGCUGGAUUGAAAGCAGAGAUUGGAGUAUUUUUUCCUAUGAUUGUUCUCAGAGUUUUAGAAAAUGUUGCUCAACCUAAUUUUCAGCAGAAGAUGAUUGUGCUUCGGUUUCUUGAGAAGCUCUGUGUUGAUUCACAAAUCUUGGUGGACAUAUUUAUCAACUAUGAUUGUGAUGUUAAUUCUUCAAACAUAUUUGAGAGAAUGGUCAAUGGACUUCUUAAAACUGCACAAGGUACCCCGCCUGGUGUAGUCACUACAUUGUUGCCACAACAGGAGGUGACCAUGAAACUUGAAGCUAUGAAAUGUUUAGUGGAAAUUCUGAAAUCAAUGGGAGAUUGGAUGAAUAAACAGUUGCGUAUUCCAGAUCCUCAUUCCACCAAGAAAUUUGAAGCAGCUGAUAGCAGUCAUGAACCUGGAAAUCUUCCCAUGGCAAAUGGGAAUGCAGAUGAACCUGUUGAAGGAUCUGAUUCUCAUUCGGAAGCUUCCAACGAGGCUUCUGAUGUUUUGACAAUUGAGCAACGACGAGCUUACAAGCUGGAACUUCAGGAAGGUAUAUCUCUUUUCAAUCGGAAACCUAAGAAAGGGAUUGAAUUUCUUAUAAAUGCAAACAAGGUGGGCAACUCACCUGAGGAGAUAGCAACUUUUCUAAAAAAUGCAUCUGGUUUGAGCAAGUCUUUGAUAGGUGAUUAUCUAGGAGAAAGGGAAGAGUUAUCAUUGAAAGUAAUGCAUGCAUAUGUGGAUUCUUUUGACUUCCAAGGCAUGGAGUUUGAUGAGGCGAUUAGGGCCUUUCUUCAAGGCUUUAGGUUGCCUGGUGAGGCACAGAAGAUUGAUCGAAUCAUGGAAAAGUUUGCUGAGCGCUAUUGCAAAUGUAAUCCAAAGGCUUUUAUUAGUGCUGACACAGCCUAUGUUCUUGCUUACUCUGUUAUAAUGCUUAAUACUGAUGCUCAUAACCCUAUGGUGAAGAACAAGAUGUCGGCUGAUGAUUUUAUAAGAAACAAUCGUGGCAUAGAUGAUGGAAAAGAUUUACCUGAGGAGUACCUGAGGUCAUUAUUUGAACGAAUAUCAAGAAAUGAGAUUAAAAUGAAGGAAGAUAACUUGGCUCUUCAACCAAAACAGUCUAUGAACUCGAACAGACUUCUAGGCUUGGACAGCAUCCUCAAUAUAGUGAUCCGUAAGCGUGGAGAAGACAAAUUUAUGGAAACCAGUGAUGAUCUUAUUAGGCACAUGCAGGAACAAUUUAAAGAAAAAGCACGCAAAUCUGAGUCAGUUUAUUAUGCUGCAACAGAUGUGGUGAUCCUUAGAUUCAUGAUUGAGGUAUGCUGGGCUCCUAUGUUGGCUGCAUUCAGUGUUCCGCUAGACCAAAGUGAUGAUGAGGUAGUAAUAGCUCUGUGUCUUGAAGGGUUCCGGUAUGCAAUUCAUGUUACUGCUGUGAUGUCCAUGAAGACACAUAGAGAUGCUUUUGUGACUUCCCUAGCCAAGUUUACCUCUCUCCACUCUCCUGCUGAUAUCAAGCAGAAAAACAUUGAUGCAAUUAAGGCAAUAGUUACAAUCGCUGAUGAAGAUGGGAAUUACUUACAAGAAGCUUGGGAGCAUAUUUUGACAUGUGUUUCUAGAUUUGAGCAUCUACAUCUCUUGGGAGAAGGUGCUCCUCCAGAUGCCACUUUUUUUGCCUUUCCUCAGAAUGAGCCAGAAAAAUCAAAACAAGCUAAGUCCACUAUCCUUCCCGUUUUGAAAAAAAAGGGACCUGGAAAGAUUCAGUAUGCAGCUUCAACUGUGAUGCGGGGUUCCUAUGAUAGUGCUGGUAUUGGUGGCAAUGCUUCAGGGGCAGUCACCUCUGAACAGAUGAACAAUUUAGUCUCUAAUUUAAACAUGUUAGAACAAAUUGGUAGUUCUGAAAUGAAUCGCAUAUUCACACGGAGUCAAAAGUUAAACAGUGAGGCAAUAAUAGACUUUGUUAAGGCCCUUUGCAAGGUUUCUAUGGAGGAAUUGCGAUCUGCAUCUGAUCCACGUGUUUUCAGCCUUACAAAGAUGGUUGAGAUUGCGCACUAUAACAUGAACCGCAUUAGGCUUGUGUGGUCAAGCAUCUGGAAUGUGCUCUCUGAUUUCUUUGUAGCCAUUGGCUGUUCUGAAAACCUUUCUAUUGCAAUAUUUGCAAUGGAUUCUUUACGCCAGUUGUCUAUGAAAUUUUUAGAGCGAGAAGAAUUGGCUAAUUAUAAUUUCCAAAAUGAGUUUAUGAAACCUUUUGUUAUUGUUAUGCGCAAGAGUAGUGCUGUUGAAAUCAGAGAACUAAUUAUCAGAUGUGUCUCACAAAUGGUGUUAUCUCGUGUCAACAAUGUUAAAUCUGGAUGGAAGAGCAUGUUCAUGGUCUUCACGACUGCAGCUUAUGAUGACCACAAAAACAUUGUUCUAUUGGCCUUCGAAAUAAUUGAGAAGAUUGUGCGAGAUUACUUCCCAUACAUUACCGAGACUGAAACCACCACCUUUACAGACUCUGUGAAUUGCCUGAUUGCAUUCACCAACAAUAGAUUUAACAAAGAUAUUAGCCUCAAUGCUAUUGCCUUUCUUCGGUUCUGUGCAACAAAACUUGCUGAAGGAGAUCUUGGCUCCUCAUCAAGGAAUAAGGAGAAGGAAGCUUCUGCAAAGGCUUUGUCUCCGACAGGAAAAGAUGGUAAACAAGAGAAUGGAGAGAUGGCAGAUAAGGUUGAUCACCUCUAUUUCUGGUUCCCUUUGUUGGCUGGUUUGUCAGAACUUAGCUUUGACCCUAGGCCUGAAAUCAGGAAGAGUGCCUUACAAGUGCUGUUUGAGACCUUACGCAACCAUGGUCACCAUUUCUCACUUUCUUUGUGGGAACGAGUGUUUGAAUCGGUUCUAUUUCCAAUAUUUGACUACGUUCGACAUGCCAUUGAUCCUUCUGGGGGGAACUUGCCAGGGCAGGGAACUGAUAGUGAAACAGGUGAUCUUGAUCAAGAUGCAUGGCUCUACGAGACAUGCACAUUGGCCCUCCAACUAGUUGUAGAUCUUUUUGUUAAAUUUUAUAACACAGUCAAUCCACUUUUGAGAAAAGUGUUGAUGCUUCUUGUGAGCUUUAUUAAGCGUCCUCACCAAAGCCUUGCUGGUAUUGGUAUUGCUGCAUUUGUCCGUUUGAUGAGCAAUGCAGGGGAUCUGUUUUCUGAGGAAAAGUGGCUUGAAGUGGCUUUGUCAUUGAAAGAAGCUGCUAAUGCCACAGUUCCUGAUUUCUCUUUCAUUCUCAGUGAGCAUGCUUUACCUAGAGAAAAUAAUGGGGAAUCUGGGGAGUCUGAUGUGUCUGGCAUGCCGGAUAAUGAUUCAGAGAGCCUGAGGACACACCAUUUCUAUGCUUCUUUGACUGAUGCUAAGUGCCGAGCUGCUGUUCAACUUUUAUUGAUUCAGGCAGUGAUGGAAAUCUACAACAUGUUUCGGUCUCACCUUUCAGCAAAAAAUGACUUGGUCCUCUUUGUUGCUAUGCAUGAUGUGGCAUCCAAUGCUCAUAAGAUCAAUAGCAAUGCUGUCCUACGUUCAAAGCUUCUAGAGUUUGGCUCAAUGACCCAAAUGCAAGACCCUCCACUAUUGCGGCUUGAGAAUGAGUCUUACCAAAUUUGCUUCACACUCUUACAGAAUCUUAUACUGGAUAGGCCUCCAAGUUAUGAUGAGGCUCAAGUGGAAUCCUACCUUGUUGACCUUUGCCAGGAGGUCUUGCAGUUUUAUAUUGAAACUGCUCAGUCAGUACAGAUGUCUGUAUCAUCCCUUGGGCAGCCCCAGUGGCCAAUUCCCUUAGGUUCUGGGAAACGGAGAGAAUUGGCUGCUCGUGCACCUCUUAUUGUUGCCACUCUCCAGGCUGUCUGCAGUCUGGAAGAGCAUUCAUUUGAGAAGAACUUGGAUCGGUUCUUCCCCUUACUUUCAAGCUUGAUAAGUUGUGAACAUGGGUCAAAUGAGGUCCAGGUAGCCCUCAGUGAUAUGCUUAGCUCGUCAGUUGGUCCUAUUUUGCUUCGGUCGUGUUGAUUUUAGUAAAGAUAGGACCCAGUGUUUUAAGAUGUAUGAUAUUGUUUAUCCAAAGUCUUGUAGUUCAAUUUUCUUUUUAGUUUUGUGAUAAUUAUUAUCGGAAAUAUAGCUUCAUAGUGUAUGAGAGUUAGCCUUGGUUUUGGAUUGGCUAGUGCUUCUGAAUCUUCUGUAGUUUAUUCAGGGGUGCGGCUGCAUUCAGAAUUAUAGAUGUUUAUCAGGAAUUCUAAAGUUGUAUGUUAGUGAAAUACUCUUUUUUUUAUUCUCUUUUACAGUUCCAAAACAAUACUUUCUUGUAAAAAAAUUGAUAUUCAUAUUCAGAUUUCAGAGCAUAAAUGAGGUUUCCCUAUA